Messenger RNA from Cantharellus anzutake, 1425 nucleotides. RefSeq lists its product as uncharacterized. Gene Ontology annotation, biological process: lipid metabolic process. The coding region runs from base 92 to 1348 and encodes 418 amino acids. The record is from RefSeq and is a predicted model, not a curated record. The transcript is spliced from 14 exons. NCBI's taxonomy places the organism in Eukaryota, Fungi, Basidiomycota, Agaricomycetes, Cantharellales, Hydnaceae.
GGCCGAUAAGUAUGGUAAAGGCCUUGGCCUCGUCAAUUCUGGUAAUCCCAACCUGUUCCACGCAAUAGGAGUGGAUCAGGUAGAGAUCGCAAUGAGGGCUCUUAAGCAACCUGCCGAUGAGAACCCCGAUAACGAACACAGCCAACAUUUUGACUACGACGUCGCUAAAUUCAUGCUCCAACUUACUUCGAUCCUUUACGAACGCGAAAAUGAUUCCAUUCGGAAAGCGGUUCAUGUCCUCGCUAAUACUCGGCCUUUGUCUUACGCCCCUAUUAUCGGAGGAGCGGCCCAAAACAUUGUCAGCAACUCGUUCCAGGAGAGGCUUAUUCCGGGUGAUCUGGUUCGUUCUCGAUUUGGAGCGGAGAAAGCAGAUGAAGUUAGGAAGAUGUUGGACUCUAGAGGCGAUAUGUUGAUUAAAGACUGGUGCAUGAGGUUUGGGAUCGAGUUUGAAGUUGUUUCAGAGUUGAAUGAUACUGCGUCUACCUUCGCCGGGCUAUUCUGGGAUCCUAGAUCGAACUGGAUUAUGGUGGCUUGUAAAGGAGCCACUCCGGCUGAAUUCGGGGAGUGGCUGUCGACUUUCGAUCCCGUUCUCGUAGAGAGCGGUGACCAUAGCACUGGCUUUAAAUUUCACAAGGGCUCCAGAGAGCGAGUAUUCCCCUCUGAGCCCUGCGAUUUGGGACAUAUCACUCCGUAUGAUUCCAUCUCACUCGGUGUCAAGACGUUAGCCAAGCAUCUCAGAAGAACAAAUGGUUUGCCUCAAGGGGCCAAGAUCAACGUUUGGUUUACUGGACACUCCUUCGGAUGUGCUACUGCUUCGCUCGUCUAUUCAAAGUUUCUGACAAGUCCAGAAGACAUGGGCAAGAACGCGGAAUUAAGGGACGUUUACCUGUUUGGUGCCCCUGCCAUUUCCGAUACCAAAUAUGUCCAAGUCUUCAACCAGAAGAUGCUUGAAGACCCAAAAUGUCAGAGGGCCAUGUGGCGGAUCACAUCGAAUGGUGAUGCCGUCGCAGUGUGCUUCCCAAAAGCACGCGAUUGGCCCCUACAUUUCUCAUACAGCAAUGUUGCUUUCGUACAUCUUGGAACUGAAGUCAAGCUGCGUGACUACCCACUUAAGUGCGUUAUCGUGGAGAAUCGUACCGUGUGUGUUUCCUCCCAUUUUACGACGGAACAAAUCGCCGCUCAGCGCUCAGACCGUUACACCCAACAAGGAGAGGAAAGACGCGAGCUCGUUGGGAUGUUGCUACAAAGGAUCCCCAUCUUUGGGCGUUUGUUCGCUCCCUGCGCGAUGUAUUAUUGGGAUCAACUCAACCGCGUGUCACUAGGACAGUGCGAACAGAUCGUCGGCUAAUUACAGGAUUGUGAAGGCAUACAUGUUUCCGUUCUCUUAUCAGAAGUUCUCUACGAAGCGAUCAAGGACAGAUUAAC